CUAACAUCGACGCAGCAGUAGCACUACUACCAUCCUUAUGUUCCAUUCCUUCCUGCUUCUAAUUUCUUUCGAUUAGUUUUGAAGGAGUUGUGAUGUCAGCCCCAAAAAUUAUCAUACAAAUUCUCGUCACAGGUGCACAAAUUUUCGGAAAGGCGCUAUUUGAAGCAGGAAAGCAGGCGGCCAAAAAUGCAAAGCAUACCCCGGAAGGCGCGAUAGGAUCAGAUAUUGCAGGCGUUCGGAAUGCUACCUCUGGCUCUUUGACAGAUAAACUUACCCGAGAACACCGUAUGACACUGGACGAGGCCCAUCUUAUUCUGAAUCUAAAGCAAGGAGAAUCCCUUGAGAAUGUGUUGAAGAAUUACGAACAUUUAUUCAAGGUAAACGGUCCCCGGCCAGCCCCAGACCCACCGACAACUGGGGCAAAAGCGGGAAAACAGCCUGCUCCGCCUACACAUUCUCAUUACCUUCAGUCGAAAGUUGUGCGUGCCCGGGAGCGUAUCGAGGCAGAGAUGCGCGUUGCGAAGGAGGAAGAUUCAAUGCCUCCGCCUCCUUCGGGUUCAGCACAAGGGAACACGGGAGGCUUGAGUUAACUUCUCUCGUGAUUACUUAUAUCCGCUUUCCAUACGUUUUGUUGAUUUUAGAUAAACCUAAUGCACAUCCCAAUUCACUCAC
Molecule: messenger RNA, 672 nt
Organism: Suillus subalutaceus
Lineage: Eukaryota; Fungi; Basidiomycota; Agaricomycetes; Boletales; Suillaceae
Product: protein transporter
Exons: 4
Coding region: 93-590 (165 amino acids)
Biological process (GO): protein import into mitochondrial matrix
Cellular component (GO): TIM23 mitochondrial import inner membrane translocase complex
Source: RefSeq, a predicted model, not a curated record